Pseudophryne corroboree (corroboree frog) is the source of this 667-nucleotide messenger RNA. RefSeq names its product ring finger protein 7 (gene RNF7). The record is from RefSeq and is a predicted model, not a curated record. Gene Ontology annotation, molecular function: cullin family protein binding; ubiquitin protein ligase activity; zinc ion binding. Gene Ontology annotation, biological process: ubiquitin-dependent protein catabolic process; protein ubiquitination. Lineage: Eukaryota; Metazoa; Chordata; Amphibia; Anura; Myobatrachidae. Gene Ontology annotation, cellular component: nucleus; Cul5-RING ubiquitin ligase complex. The transcript is spliced from 3 exons. The coding region runs from base 38 to 349 and encodes 103 amino acids.
CGUUCCAUUGGCCCGGGACAUCCCGCCUCCUACUAGUAUGGCUGCACAACGGGCGGAGUUCUCCGGGCCGGGUAGAAGCAGGAGUAGUAGGAUGUUUGCGCUGAAGAAAUGGAACGCCGUGGCGAUGUGGAGCUGGGACGUGGAGUGCGAUACGUGCGCCAUCUGCAGGGUGCAGGUCAUGGACGCUUGUCUGCGCUGCCAAGCUGAGAACAAGCAGGAGGACUGUGUAGUGGUGUGGGGAGAAUGUAAUCACUCGUUUCACAACUGCUGUAUGUCCCUGUGGGUGAAGCAGAACAACCGGUGUCCAUUAUGCCAACAGGACUGGGUGGUACAGAGAAUAGGCAAAUAAUCUCUGCUGCACCCGGUGCAGAAUGCUGCCCUCGCUCUGGGGUGCAAGCUUGUGAUUUGUCUCUGAAACAGAUGCCUGUUGCCCAGAGCUAGCUGCUUCUUUGUGUAACUCUGGUGCAUGUGACGGAGAGUCAUUAGAGAUCCACAUGAAUGGCCCCGAUGAUGGGUACAGUGACUGUUCACAUAAUUCCCUCUGUCCGAGUCUAUUACCAAAAGAAGAGAUAAAUUUGUAUAUUAAACAAUAAAGACAUACUGUCCUGGUGUAUCUGCAUGCAGAUACAGACCUCUUUGGGUGUGGAAUAAAAUGAAAUUACCUUUC